CAGUACUGACGUUUAAUCACAUACAAUCCUAAAUGAUUGGUUGAUUUAGCGGGAGGGGUUCCGUUAGGGCUAAUAGGGGUGUGUGUCGCAGGGUAAGAGUAUAGGAUCUGUUCAUAGUGGCUUUAGAUGUAAGAUCCUAGCCAGUUUUAGCGGACUAGUACAACUGAUGUGUUCGUUUCUGAUCAACGACUACUGCCUAAAAUGAGUUGUUGAAAAUAUGCUUGAUUGUGUAGCGCCACGGAAUUGGAUUAUUAUUAAAUGUGCUAUCUUAAUCCAUGGUGGCACAUAGCAGUAUCGCCAGUUAAACAUGUAUGUUUGUGGUGACAUUAACGUUAUAGAUUAGACAUGGCAUUGCUCCGUCUCGUUACUGCGUGUAUACAUACACUUGUGUGGGAACGCGUACAGUUUCGUGGAAACAUUGAAGUUAGUUUCUGUUUGUGUGAGGACUGAUGUAACGGUUGAGAGGGAGUGUCCUGGUGUCCAUAUAUGUACAUGAUUACCGAAAUACUUUACACAUUAAUGAUGGACAUGACGUAUAAUCAUUACAGAAAAUGACAUCUUAGAUGUAUGCCGCUUCGUGAUGCAAACGUCUAAGUAUGCGCGUAUCGGGAUACAUUUAUGAAUCUAGUUGAAUGCCGGGGACUGAGGAGCACAUGGGCGGUAGCGGUCUGGUGACUGAGACUCAUAAGAAGGUUAUAGUUCUGGUGACGGAUGAGCGUGAGGACGGCAGGGCUCUGGUGACGGAGGAGCGCGAGGACAACAGAGGAGGCUAGAGGCCUUGACGAAGGAGCGCGAGGACGGUAUAGUUCCGGUGACUGAGCAGCCUGAGGACGGUUUAGGCCUAGUGGCAGAGGAUCGGAAGAAGUAAGAGGCCUGGUGAUGGAGGAAUGUCCCAUAUGUAUGAACGAGUACAGAUCUCCUAAACUGUUAGAAUGCAAACAUACUCUCUGUUCUGUGUGUCUUAAAAAAAUCCACUCCUUGGCGAAAAAUCCUUCUAACAUUACGUGUCCGAUAUGUAGACAGGUAACAAAAUUGCCAAGGGAGAAAAAUGUUGAUUCUUUAUUAACAAACUUCUUCGUAUCAACGAUUAAUGUUUAUAUUUGCGAUUCGUGUGAUUCAAGGAGCGAAGUACCACUGAUUGAGUGCGAGUCUUGCUCUGUUUGCCUGUGCAAGCCGUGUUUUGAAAAUCACGGGAAAAGUAGCGACGACAAUAAUAAAUGCCGUAACUCUGACAACAUUGAUGAUUCUACUUUGUACCCAGAUGAUCCUACUAUGAGGGGAACAAUACAGUACCUGUUAAAUGGAUUCGUCCGCUCGUGCUACUGUGGGGAUUUGUGGGGCGAAUUUAGUGUCUCGGGGGCUUCACGUGUCACAAAAAUUUUACCAGUUUCUGCAUAUAGUGCCUGGGUGUUACUAGAUGAGGGAGCUGAUGUAUUCAAAUUCAACGACUCUGGACACGUAGAGGACAAACGUACCGUAGGACGUGGUAAAACACUGGACAUAUGCUGGAAUGAGAAGGAUGGCUUGCUCGCCAUCUGUCAAGGGUUUGCUUCUGUUAUGAGAUGUCUUCCAUCUGGACCUGAACCGUUCAUUGAUACUGGAAAUUAUCAUCCUACAUCGCUAUGUAACUAUAGGGACGACGGCAUUGUUGUCUGCGCUUUAGAUGUAGAAGAGGGCGUAAGUUAUGUAAUGAUAUACGACUCCCACCAGAACCUUGCCGAUAUCCGGUGGAUCAAUGAACGCUCGACGUUCAAACGAAUUAUUUCCGUUGCAUACAAUGAUUUGACUCAGCAGGUAUGUGUUGCCGAUGAGGAGCGGAACAUGGUAUACUUACUAGGAAACGACAGAAAGUGUGAAACUUACCGAAAAACCAUGGUUUUCCCAACGCGAGGCCGACCGACCGAGAUAGAACGACCGGACGGAUUCGCUCCCACUUCAGUCUGCUGCGACCACGACGGAACUAUAUUCGUACACGACUUUUCUUCCUCGUCUAUCCACGUGCUCAACGCCAAGGGAAAGUUGCUCGGGAUGGUGCUGGGCAGUGACGAGGAUCAUACGGGCGAUCCAUGGUGUAUUAACUUCGGCCCAGAUAAGAAGCUCUGGAUAGGCGACAUGUUUUCGGGACAUAUUAGAAUCUACAAUAUUGAAAAAGUAUUCAACCGUCUCCAUCACCGAUCUUCACGUCAACAGAGGUUAAUUCGUGUUGGAGGUGAAGAUGGCAUACACGACGCAUUUAGAGAGAUGCUGAGCAAUAGCGCCUCGAUAUUCUCAGGAAUCCAAAACGAAUCUGGAGAACUCUCUAUGGAGAAUAUGCACCAGCUGCUGUCUGCCAGUGAACAUGGCAGUGGACUACUGGGACAGCUAACACAUCAACGUAUGCUUCUUAGCGGCGACUCCAUUUGCAUGACGCGUGGACUAAAUGGGAUUGAAAUAUCGUCCUCACGGGAACCAGAAAACCCGGAGGCGAAUAGAAUGGUACGAAGAGCAUGUGCAAGUCAAGUUCUUGAAGACAGGGAGAUGCAGUCCCGAUUAGCUGCAGACGGUAUAAGCGUGGAUGAAGUGCUUCGAGCUUGUACAGAUGUGGAUGACUAGUAAUUUAUUGUAUCAUCAUUUUGCAAAACAUAUUGAUUUGAAAGAGACUUUUAAUAUCAUCUUCACAAAUCAGAGUUGUAAUUCUCCAUUGAGUCACUGGGUAUGCCAUACCUGGAUGUUUCUUAAGCUGUUUACACAUGUUAGUGUAUACAUGUAUAGUGUGGCUGCCUGAUGUUUGGAUAAAGUUCGCUAUAAAAAUAAUUUUCUGUCCCUGGUGAGAGAGGAGGAGGGUAGUCGACUAACAGCGUUACCAUUACGAUACCUUAUCUACUGGGUACACAUCUUGUGUAAAUGCUUGAUAAAUGUAGGGACUCCAAACCUGUAAAGGACUUGUCACGAUGACGGGUGUUCAAAUGAAACAUGGCAUGUUCUUAUUGAAUUAAAACUCUGUCGCAAUUCCUUGUCUAUAUAUACUAGUCAUACGUUUUGGGUCUUGCUUUGUUGCCCAACGGGCUGCCUUAUCAUGAACAUUUUAAUAUGAUUGAUCAGCAUUACAAUACUUCAUAGUUU
This is a messenger RNA of Mizuhopecten yessoensis (Yesso scallop), 3102 nucleotides long. RefSeq lists its product as uncharacterized. The coding region runs from base 880 to 2592 and encodes 570 amino acids. Gene Ontology annotation, molecular function: ubiquitin-protein transferase activity. The record is from RefSeq and is a predicted model, not a curated record. Gene Ontology annotation, cellular component: chromatin; nucleoplasm. Gene Ontology annotation, biological process: positive regulation of DNA-templated transcription. Lineage: Eukaryota; Metazoa; Mollusca; Bivalvia; Pectinida; Pectinidae. The transcript has 2 exons.